CAGUAAUGACAUAUUUGUAAACAUACAAGACGUCUGAUCUUCACAUGAAUUUGCAUACUUUUACCUGGAAAAUAUGUAAAGUUUAGACCAAAAGAAUACAAGAUACUAUGCCAGACUUUAAACUUAUAAGGAAAGGUAACAGAAUUGCUUAUUUUAUGGUAAUUUUAUUACCACAAAGAGUAAAAAAAUAACAUCCGUAAAAAAAGAAAAAAAAAACGUAAACAAAGCCUUUGAACCUGAACAACACCAAAGAAUUUAUGGUGCAAUCGAUUUAAGUGAUGUCAUUUAUAAAUUUGAAAAUAAUGUCUAUUCUAGAAAAUAUGAUUAAUUUUUGGAAUUAUGACGUGUCUUCCUCAUUACUUGUCAAAUGAAAGUAGAAUUGAUUCUGUACAUGUAUAUGAAAUUGUCACAGUGACACAAUGCAAAGUUUCACUGUGGAUUUUAACACAUUACACACAUCACCUUUCUAAGCCAAAUUAUAAAGAUUGAGAACAACAUCUGAAGUAUUGAGAAAUAAAAAGCUAUCAUGUUGUAUGUGUUCCAUGUAGACACAGGGACUAUGAUGACAUUUGACAUGAAACUGGCAAUGGAAAGUGUGGCAAACUUGCAGCAUGCUAUUGCCAGAGAAUAUCCCAUUCCAGAGGAAAAGCAAGUGUUGUUAAUAAGUGGAGGAGAAAGUUUAGAUCCUGUUGCCACGGUUGGAAAAUAUCAUGCUGGAACAGAUACAAAUCCAAUUUUUCUGUUCAGUAAAACUACAAUAGAGUCACUGCAUCCUCCAUCACCAAGUGUACACUAUGGGUCAGAUGUAGAUAUACAGAGUCAAGUAGAAGGAUCACUUCUGAUGCCCCCAGCAUAUGGAACAGUUGUUUCCAGAGCACAGUUAGCUUUGCAAAUACAUGAAGUAGAUCGUGAAGAAUUGAAAGCGUGUGAACAGCUUGUUCAUGAUCAACAUCUUCAACAGCAAGGCUGGGCUGCAGUGGUGGCUAAUUUAGAAGAUAUCACAAGUGCUCUUAGACAUAGAUCAGAAAUAUUUACUGAGUCCUACAAUGAAUACUUAGAACCAAGAGAUGAUUACUUGAAAGUUCUGUCAAGUGUGGAACACUCUCUGCAGCUUCUGGCAAAGAUACCAGUUCUACCUUGCCUUAUAACGCAAUCUUCAACUGAGCUUUAUGACAAAUCUUCAUCGUCCUCAUCAUCUGGUUCAUCAACAUCAAGUAAAAGUCUUUUUGAUUGGAUCAGUUCUCAGGAUCCAUCACAUAGUCUUCAUGAUAUGGUUGUCAAGUGUAUUAAAGCAACAGAACAGUUAGAUGAUCGAGUCCUGAAUACACUUACUAAAGAAGUGCAAGAAAUGUUCACACAAGUAGAUAAUCCUAGCAUGAAAGAAGUAAAGGGUAUUGAGGACCGAUUGUAUGGCCUGGACCAAAUAUUGAGUUCUGGGAAGAGGGUUGUACAGGAACAAGGUGAUAUGGCUCAGGGAUUUGUACAAAAUCAGAAUCGAGUGAGUGCUUUGAAGGAUAAGUCUAUACUACCAGAUCUGUGUUCUAGUCAUAAAAAGCAGCUGCUUGUCAUGGUCAACAAUCACAAGAAAAUACAGGAAACUAAGAAGAAAUGUAAAAUGGCCAAAGAGGAACUAGCAAUAAAUCUUCAUGCAAGACUAAGGUGGGUUAUGUUGGUUGAGAAGAGAAUCUGUGAUAUAGAUGGUAAGCUGAUAAUAUACCAUGAGAAUCUGAAGAGACUGAGGAAGAGAUUAGAAGUUCUCAAACAGAUUCAUGAUGCCCCUAAUAUAUAUGCCUGUCUUGUUGUAGAGGUAGUUAGACGUAGGAGAUUCUCAUCCACAUUCACAGAGUGGGCUAGCAGUGUAGCAGAAGAAUCCACACAAAUCCACUCAGAAGAAUAUAAAAGAAGGGAAGCUUUCAUUAGUCAAGUGGGUCGGCAUUUCUUACAGACACUUUUUACUGGUUUGGAUCCAUUUUCAUCCAACUUUGCAGUGGAGCCUCCAGCAGCAAUAGACCAGGGACUUCCAGUUAUCACAGAAGAUGAUAUAGAAAUGUUGAAACAUUCUGUUCCUGAACUAUCAGAUCUCUUAGUGGUUCCCAUAGAGAGCAAUAAAAUUAUGAAGAGUCACUGGGGUGUAUUAACAUGUACAACCAACAAACCACAGACACCAAAACCAUCUUCACUAGCCACAUCAGAAAUAGAGAUUAUUCAUAGUUAUGAUGAUCGAUUCUAUACAGCUGAUCAUACAGAACUAUCCUUAGGGGAUCAGGUAGCAAGUAGUGAACUGACUUCUAACUUAUUAACAAAAUCUGAUAUUGGGGUGACUAGCCCCACAGAAAAAACUGAAUUUAUAAUGCCCAAAAGUCUUUCAGAAGAAUUAACAAAGGAAAUGCAAGAAACAAGUCGUAGGAAACUGUUGGAAGAAAGUAAAGUUGAUAGUGGUACUAAAAACACUAGGGAGGUUAAUAGAACAGUUGUGUCUUCAGGUACAGGGGAGGUGUCUGGAACUUCCACAUCAUCCGGUGAGCAGAUAAAAUCAACAGAAAGUGAACUGUCUUCAUGUGCUCCAGAUAGAAGUACAUCAAGUUCACAUUCAGGGAAGAAAAAGUUGGGUGUACAAUGUACUUCACCAGACCUUGAAACGUCCCAGGAAUUUACAACUGCAGACUUCUAUAUAGAAGAUUCUAUGCCUUCCUCUAUGGGUGGUUCUCCUUCUAGUGCUAACAUAGAGGACAAGUCUGAAAAACAAUUGGAUGAUAAUAAAGAGGAACCUGAACUGUCUGUUUAUAAGACAAAAUUAGCUUUAACAGAAACAAAACUUAAAAAUUUAAGAGAUUUUGUUUCCAAUUGUUUUCCAGACUUGAAGCAAAGAUUUAAAGAUUUUGAAACAAGCAUUAACUGUGAUAGAUCUAAAUUCUCUGAGGAUUUAGAGAAAACAAAAGAAAAAGUGAUUGAAAUUCUUCAGAUAUUUGACAUACAGCAACAGAAUAUAAGCAAGUCAAAUAGUGAGAAGCUUGGACAAAAUCAUUCUGAGGAGAUAAAGAAACUUCAGCAAGAAAUCACUGAACUGAAAAAUAAAAAUUCUGAAUUUGAACAGUUGUUAGAUGAAGCAAAGCAAAAUUCUCUUAUGGAAAAGGAAAGUAUACAACAGAAAUCAGAUGAUUUGCAGAAAACUAUUCAGGAAAUGACAGGUCAGUUAGAGUCCGCUAAAUCAACUCAACUUAAAUUACAAAGUGAUGUGCAAAGCUUGACAAAAACAUUAGAAAGUCAUGAUUCAGAAUUUAAAACAAAACAAAAAGAAACUGAAAUAACAUACAAGGAAAUGGAAUCUAAAUAUAAACAGGAACUUACUGAAAUGUCUCAGCAGCACUCUCUAGAAAUGGAGGUAGAAUUAGACAAAGUUAGGUCUGAUUUAAAGGAUCAGAUGGAUCAGUUAGAGACUGAAGCCAAAGCUCAUGAGGAAGAAACACAGAAAUUUCAAAAUGAUCUUUUAUUGGCUGAAAAGGAAAGAAUAAAAUUAGAAGAAACUUUAGCAACUCAAUAUCAGACAGAAAAAGAUAGUAUUAAGUUGAUACUGACUGAAGAAUUUUCUGAAAAAUUGACAAAAGAGAAAGAACAGUACUCACAAAAUGUGGAUGAAUUAACAGGACAAUUAGAAAAAGCUCAUGAAACCAAAAUGAUUGAAUUAAAAAAUCAACUCUUGAAGGAUAAGGCAGAAGAAAUAAGCAAAAUUCAAAAAGAAUUGAAUGAGGGGUUUGACUCUACUUUGACAGAUUUAAAAGAAAACUUUGACAAUGAAAAGAAAACUCUGACUGAGCAACAUAAUAAUAAAUUAGUGGAAAUGGAAGAUUUGCAUAGUAUUGACUUGAUGAAGUUAAAUGAAGAAUUCAAUAAAUGUAAGUUGGAACUUGAAGAACAAUUAAGUUUAUAUACGGACAAGAAGUUCAGAGAGGAAGAAGUUCAAACAAACUCGGUGGAUAAAAUUGAUUGUGCCAUUGUAACUGAUGUGUUACCUUGUAGGUCUAUGGCCUUACAAACAGAACCUACAAUGUUGAAUAGUUUGACAGAAAGUCAAUGUCAAACAGAGUUCACUGCAAUCAGUAUAAAGACGCAGACUGAAAAUACAGUGAAACCCUGUGAAACUCAAACUGAAUCAAAGGAGUUAAUUCCAGGUUCAACACAAACUGAUCUAAGGGAGGUAAUUCAGGUAGAGAUGCAGACAGACAGUUGGGUUGGUGUGUUAGGUGUGAGUUCUACAGAGGUUGAGGAGAAGAGUAUCCAGACAGAGAUAAUGGAAUGUGUUCAGUCAGAUUGUCAGACAGAGAGACAGGAAACAUGUGAUCAGGAAUGUCAGAUUAUAGAUGACACAGAAUCAAAGAAAAUUGCUGAGAUUCAGGAAGAACAUCAAAUGGAGAUAAAUAAAUUAGUCAGCAAAUUAGAGAAAGACAAGGAAGAAUCUUGUAUGUCGAUGAAGACAAGUUUGAUAGCAGAAAGACAGGUAUCAUUUAAUGAGGCUGUCAACAAAGUCUCCAGUGAAAAAGAUUCUAUAAUAUUGGAAUUGAGAGAGAAAGAUUCCAUUUCAAUUGAGAAACUGAGAGUAGCUCAAGAAACAAUAGAUAAACUUGUUGAAGAAAAGAGUAAAGUUGAAGACAUAAAGACACGUGCAAUGGCUCAUCUCAGUGACAAAGAAAGGGAAUUUACUGCUUCCAAGAGAUCACUUGAAGAUGAUGUUGCCAUGUUAAAACAACAGUUAGUUCAAUAUCAGCAGCAAAUACAAUCAAUGUCUUUGUCAUCUGCACCUUCAGUUAUGGAAAUCAGUACACUAGAGGAAAUAGAAUCCAAGACAAAAAUAUCCCUGUUGGAAGAGGAAGUAAAACACAAGGAAGAAGAGAUUUCUAGAAUGGAACAGAAAUUGUCUGAAAUUACCAUGACAGCAAGUACUAGGUCUGUUGUUCAAGACAAAGUAUCUAUUACAAGUUGCAGCACUGGUGAUCUGGCCCUGUUCUGUUUGGAUGAACGGCAUGACCAGUAUGUUGUGUUUACAAUUGGCAGCACACUUCACUUUCUACACAGUGAUUGUAUAGAACCCUUAGGUUUACAAGCAAAUCCAAGUGAAAAUAGGAAAUCUUGGGUGUUGGCAGAAAUAACAGAUAAAGAGUAUUGUCAGGCAAAAAAGUCCCAGAAUAGAUUCAAAGUUCCUAUAGGUACCAAGUUUUAUCGAGUGAAAGCAAAACCAUGGGCAAGAGAUUCAUCACCAAGAAAAGGGGACUUCCUGUCUGGAUCUUCAUCACCAAGAAAAGGGGACUCAGCUUCUGGAUCUUCAUCACCAAGAAAAGGGGACCCAGCUUCUGGAUCUUCAUGACAACAGCUUAAUUAUAGAAUUCAUUAGUUAUAGAUAUCAAGUGUUCAUGAAUUGUGGGAUUUAAAAAUCCCUGACUUUUUAAAGAAUACAAAGACUUUCAUCUUGUGUAUUUUGGGAUAAUUCUGCUUUUAUCAUUCAGAUAUUUCUGUGUUUAAUCAACAAAAUAUUAUGUCAGGUAAUUUUAUUUAUUUGACUUUUUUCAUUACAAGUAGAAUUGAAUUUAAAUUUAUUAGCUGCUUAUUAAACUUUUAAUCAGAAUGAAAUUUAUUGUUUUGAAAUAUAUGAACUUUACAACAACUCCAAUAUUUUUUAUGUAAAUUUACCAUUAUACUUGUUUUAAGUUGAAAUUGUGUAUUUGGAAUUCCCCAGUUUGGUGUGAAUAUGAUGUGACCAUCUUGACACACUAUUGUGUCCACUGCUGUGUGAAAUUUUCAAUACAGAUUAUAUUGUUCAUUACUGUAAUUUAAAAACAAAGUUAUGGCAUGCAUUCAUUACGGUGAAUUGAUGACCACUGAAAAAAUAUGGGAUUAAAUCAAAGUGAUUUCUGGAAAACAACCACUACAAACUUGAUGUUUUUAAUUAUGAUAUACUUACCAUUGUGUAUUUUUGUCAGUAGUAAAUAUUUGUGAACACUUGAUUGAUAAAAUAUCUGUGAUGGCAUUAAAACACAAAGAGUUGUAAUCACUACACUUUGGUUGUUGGAUGAAUGAUUUAUUUUUGUUUACUUGUUUGUUAAGUUUGUCAUUUGUUUCAUUGUCUUGUGUUGUUUGUUUUUUGUUUUAAGUUUAUGCACAUUUCCCAGGGAUGUUUAUUGAUAUAAGUGUGAAUUUUCCCAUAAUAAUUAUAGUUAUAUCAUUACAUGUUUCAUAUACUAGUAUAUUCUUUGUCAUAAGAUCUUGAAGUUGUCUCAACAUGAACCAUGAUCUGGAGAUUUUUACACUUUUUUUUUUAAAUUUGAAAAGUUCGAAAAAUAUGCAUGAACUGGAAACAUGUAUUUGAUAAAAAAAAAUUUACUAAUUUCCUUGCAAUUUAAAUUGUAUGGUGUCUUUUAAAGUACUUUCAUAAAGAAAAAAACAACAAAGAAUAGUCUUUUCAUUCAUGACUUGUAUGUAUAUUUCCAUUAUUUAUUGAAGUGAAAAUGCAUCAAGGUUUGAAUAGUGUAGAGAAAGUAUAUGUAACUUAAAAAAAAAUCAGUAAUUGUCAGUAUUUAGAAAUGAAGCAUGCAUGUUGUGCUGUAUUACAAAGGAAUGUUGGUAUAUGUUAUAAACGAAGAAAAAAAAUUUGGGAAAAGCUUUAAGUUUUUGUAUACAAAGCUUCCAUUAUUAUCUUUGAUAAAAUUGUCAGUGAUUGCUAAUAUAAACAUGGCUAUAUAUUUUUAGUGCAGUUAUAUCUUGUAAAUUUAAAGAGCAGAAAUAACAUUUUUUGUCUUUCAAUAUCUACCCAUAUCUCUCUGAUUUAUUAUUUUUUGACAUUAAGAUAGGGUUAUAUUAACCACAGACAAUCCUACACUAAUAGUCACAGUCUGCAUCACUAGCAUUGAUAAUUACAGCAUUUGUUUUACUGACGAGACUGGCUUCAAAGGGAGUACACUAUUUGCUUGAAUAUCACUGCCUUGUAAAGAUCAACAACAAGCUCUGCUGAAAUAUACUUUUUUCCACAUACACUUUGUCGUAGAUUCUACCAACAAAUGAAACAGAAAUUGAAAUCUGACAUAUCAUACAAAACUUGAGAAUAUUCCGCUUUAGAAAAAUUGUUUUAGCUUUCACUUUUAGUGAUGCACAUUUCACUAUAAAAAUGGCAAUGUGCAGUUUAAGAAAAUGUUGAUUGAAAUAUUUAUAUGUUGGAAUACAAUUUUAAAAUUUAGAUCAUUAAAAAUUUAUCUGCUUUCACUAAAAAUGAUUUGAGGGUUGGUAUUCUUUAAUCUUUUAAAAUUAAAAUUGUUUUGAAUUUUAUAUAUUUAUCUUAUAUUGUGAUUAGAGUAAUUACCCAGUUGUGUUCUUUGUUUUCAGUGAUACUAAAGCUACUCUUAUAAGAAUGAUUUCACCAAGAUGUAAGGUCACCAUAUUUAAAGUUUUUAUGUUUAAUGUCUUCAGUUUUUAGGACAAGGACAAGAUUUAAAUAAGGAGAAGUUGUUGUUAAUGACAGGGGCUACUGUAACAACAUAUUUCCCUUGAUAUUAAGAUGUCUUUCAGUAUGAAUUGGGUGUGAUAGGGCUUUUUUUUUUAGUUCAUUGCUGUGUAUAAAGUGCUUCCAAAAUCAGUUAUAAUAUCAAAUAAUUUAUGUAUACUAGUUGUAAUGUUCUAGGAUAUAAUAAAACUCAUAUUAUGACAUAUUGUUGUAUGAUGUAUAUAUUUCAAAAUAAAGUAUAAGAAAGUGUA
This is a messenger RNA of Mytilus californianus (California mussel), 7737 nucleotides long. Its product is annotated as RB1-inducible coiled-coil protein 1-like. NCBI's taxonomy places the organism in Eukaryota, Metazoa, Mollusca, Bivalvia, Mytilida, Mytilidae. The transcript is spliced from 25 exons. Bases 527 to 5359 code for a protein of 1610 amino acids. Gene Ontology annotation, cellular component: phagophore assembly site membrane; extrinsic component of membrane; Atg1/ULK1 kinase complex. Gene Ontology annotation, molecular function: protein kinase binding; molecular adaptor activity. The record is from RefSeq and is a predicted model, not a curated record. Gene Ontology annotation, biological process: autophagosome assembly; positive regulation of protein phosphorylation; autophagy of peroxisome.